Messenger RNA from Ruditapes philippinarum (Manila clam), 847 nucleotides. RefSeq names its product fibrinogen-like protein A. Bases 99 to 602 code for a protein of 167 amino acids. NCBI's taxonomy places the organism in Eukaryota, Metazoa, Mollusca, Bivalvia, Venerida, Veneridae. The transcript has 4 exons. The record is from RefSeq and is a predicted model, not a curated record.
UUGAUUGUAAAGACAUUCUGGAGGGAAAUGAGGGUGCCGAAAAUGGCGUAUAUCAGAUAACUUUGCAGAACUCGGAAACAAAACAAGUUUAUUGCGACAUGACAACAGACGGCGGGGGCUGGACGGUUUUCCAAAACCGGUUUGAUGGCUCGGUUGAUUUUAAUAGAAACUUCUCAAUGUUUGAAAACGGAUUUGGUGAUAUCAACGGUGAAUUCUGGCUCGGUCUAAAGUAUGUACAGGAACUCGCGGAAUUGCCGACUGAACUUUGGUAUGAUGUGUCACUUAAUACUGAUGAUCGUGCACAUGAAAGAUACGAUCGUUUCAAACUUAUUGGCGAAAGUUACAUACUUUUCCUAGAUGCAGAAUCUGCAGAGAAAACAGGCCUUGCGACCUUUGCCAAAUAUGGUUUCGCAAUUCUGAAUGGAACUGAAUUUGUACCCUACUAUCCAGACCUUUCACAAUACUGCCGCAGUUGGUGGGGGCGAAGUGCUGACCCGUGCAUGUACAUCAAUUUCAACAAGGAAUAUGGCGACAACAUAUUUUUGUUCGACCAAGCGUAUAGUCCAUUAAAAACGACUCGAAUGAUGAUACGGAGAAAAUAGAACAGAAGGCAUUUUGACAUAACCGACGAAGACCUUAUUGAAUUGCAGUGACCAAUAACUCAGCAUAUAAACCUUUGAUAGUCUGGAGCUUAGAGGUUAUUAAAUGUCAAUUCAAUGUUUGAGGUAGAUUGAGAGACCACUAUUGCGAUAUAAGACAUGUAUGAAUAUUGUGUAUUUUAUUUUUGUACCUCACUUAACUAACUUUUAACUUUUAUAAUUUCUCAAAAAAAAAAUGAAAAGUAAAA